AUGCCUCCUCCGACCUACAUCAUCUCGAGGGUGGCAGACCCCAUAUUUGCCGUCUUCAUCGGCGUCUCUGCCGCAGCCACCCGGAUCAGCCGCGAGGAGAAGGUGAAGGGGAAGACAUCGACAGACACGAUGGAGGCUUUGCGAAGACGCGUUGGGAAUCUAUUCGGAGGCGCAAAGUGA
Molecule: messenger RNA, 180 nt
Organism: Gaeumannomyces tritici R3-111a-1
Lineage: Eukaryota; Fungi; Ascomycota; Sordariomycetes; Magnaporthales; Magnaporthaceae
Exons: 2
Coding region: 1-180 (59 amino acids)
Biological process (GO): protein secretion
Source: RefSeq, a predicted model, not a curated record